CAAGCUCAAACGUCGCCGAUUCCUCCACUCCACGACGCUCGCGUCCUCGACUCCCACCAUCCCCAUCCCACGCGGGCAGGCCCGACAUUGCACCCACGUCGACACGCCGCUACUCUCUUGUUCUGCUACACGAGCACGAGCAACCUCUCUAGUAUCGCACCUCACGUUGGCUCCCGUUGGUUGCGCGACAAGAGCUCUUCUUCAUGAUAGCUGCCGGCAUCGCCACCACCGCCCGCCAACCAUGAGGCCACGAGCCAUGGCAUCGCCGGCAGCGGCAUGGCGCCUUCUGCUCGCAGUCUCCAUCCUGUGGGCGGCGCUGGCCCUCGCCAAGGAUGCCCCCGACAUGACCGUCAACACCUUUGACCACCCGCCCCUCUACCUGAGCUACUUUGAGGACAGCGACUCCGUCGUAUUCCAUGACGUCGAGGAGGGCAACGUCUACCGAUCCAAAGAUGCCGGCGUCAAGUGGGAGCGCGUCACUGCUGUGCCCGAGGGCAAGUCGCUCUUCCUCGUCAUGCAUCAAUUCGACCCCAAGACGGCCUUCAUCAUGACCGCCAGCGAGACGCACUUCAAGACCGAGGAUCGGGGCGAGACCUGGACCAAGUUUCAGACCGGCGCCCUCCCCAGCAAGUUCCAGCCCGAGACCCUCGUCUUCCACGCCGGAGACCCGAACCGUAUAAUAUUCAAUGCCAUGAACUGCGAGGACAUCUUCUGCGAGGAGCGGGCCAUGUACACCAUCGAUGGCUUCAAGACCACCAAGGUACUGCGCCCCUUCACCGCCGGGUGCUGGUGGACCAAGUCGUCCAGGGAAUUCACAACGGGCGAUGCCGACCUUGACAAGUCGCGCAUCCUCUGCGUCGUCAGGGACCGCCUGUCCUUUUACAAAACCGACCAGCGGCUGCUCGUCUCGGAUUCCUUCUUCGCUGCCAAGGAUGGCGCCAAGAACCAAUUCGACGAAUUCGAACCCAAUGUCGACACGAACAAAGGUGUCCCCGGCGUCCUCAACGUGGCGGUCGUGAAGAAGUACCUCAUGGUCGCCACGUCCGCGGCGCGAACCGACGAGAUGGCGCUCUUCGUUACCGACGACACUCUCAGGUGGCACCGCGCCAUGUUCCCCAAGGACGAAAGCCACGAUCACUCCCAUCGCAUCAAUCAAGAGGCUUACACGGUGCUCGAAGGAACAAACUACAGCAUCCAGAUCGACGUAAUGACUUCGCACCCGUCCAACCCGAUGGGUGUCCUCUUCACCAGCAACUCCAACGGCACUUACUUCACCGAGAACAUCCCAUACACGAACCGCAAUCGCAAGGGUCACGUCGACUUCGAGAAGAUUUCUGGCAUCCAGGGCGUGUUCCUGGUCAAUACUGUUGAAAACGGCGCCGAAGUCCAGAAGAAGGGAAGAGCCAAGGAAAAGGUCAUCGUUUCUCAAAUCACCUUUGACGAUGGCAGGACCUUCCACAAAAUCAAGGCCGGCGAUGCCCGCUUGCAUCUUCACUCCGUCACGGAGCUUGACAAUGUUGGGCGCGUCUUCUCGAGCCCCGCCCCAGGCCUGGUCAUGGGCAAUGGCAAUACGGGAGACUCUCUGGGCAAGUUCCUCGACGCCAACCUUUUCGUCUCGGACAAUGCCGGCUUGACCUGGAAGAAGGCCCUCGAUGGCCCCCACAAGUACGAAUUCGGCGAUUCUGGCUCCGUACUUGUUGCUGUCAAGGACUCGAGUAAGGAGGAUGUCAAGGAGUUUUCGUAUUCUCUGGACCACGGCGAGAACUGGAAACAGGUUGCCUUGCCCAACGAUCUCACUUUCAAGCCCGACCUGUUGACGACGACCCAAGACUCAACGAGCCUCAAGUUCAUAUUGUUGGGCGAGAAGAAGAGGACUUACCACAUGGUUGCCAUCAACUUCGACGGGCUCCACGAACGCACCUGUGGUGACGGGGACAUGGAGGACUGGCACGCGCGGGUGGAUGGCGACGGAAAACCCACUUGCAUCAUGGGUCACAAGCAGACGUAUCGCCGCCGCAAGAAGACCGCUGACUGCUUCGUCAAGAACGAAUUCAAGGACCCUGUUGCGAAGAGCGAGAAGUGUGAAUGCUCCGAUGCCGACUUUGAGUGCGAUUACAAUUUCCAGAGAGACGAAGACGGCAAGACGUGCAAGCAAAUCGGGCCCAUCCCCAGGCCUGAAGGUGCGUGCAAGGACAAUCCCGACGGAACGUUCCAGGGCUCCAGCGGUUGGCGGCUCAUACCUGGAAACACGUGCAACAGGCCGAGUGGAAAGCAAAAGGACGACACCGUGGAAAGGAAAUGCUCCGAGGGCGGAUCCAAACCUCUACCUCCGACGACCGACAAGGUUUCAAGCACCAAGGUCGAAUUCGACAACAGGCUCAAAGACUUUCAAAAAAUCUACUUGGAGAGGGGCGAGUCGAGUUCUUCGACUGAUGAGACACUCAUCGUCAGGCCCGUCGAGCAUGUCGGCGAUGGCAUGAUGAAGACUGAGCCCAAGCUGUGGAUCUCUCAUGACCAUGGCAAAAAGUUUACUCGCAUCCUGAAGGACGAAGACGUUAAGGGCAUCUAUCCACACCUGUACUUCAAAGACGUGGUCUACUUCACGACCCCCGGCCAUAACGUGCUGUAUACCGUCGAUCGCGGAGAAAGCUUCCACAAAUUCAGGGCGCCCACGAUACCGGAUCAUUCCGAGUUUCCCCUCAGUUUCCAUCCGGACAAGAAGGAUUGGCUGAUUUGGGUGGGCAAGAAGUGCGAGGAGGUGGGCAAGGACAAGACGUGCUUCAAGGAGGCAUCCAUUUCGACGGACCGCGGCGACAAUUGGAGAACCCUUCGGCGGUACGCGGAGAAGUGCGAGUUUACAGGGCAUUCAGCGUACAAGUUUCGCGAGCUGAAACAGAUUGUUUGCCUCGUGCGCAAGGAGGAGAAGAACGAAGGGCCGAUGACGAUUGUUUCCAGCGACGACUUCUUCGAGGAAGACAAGACUACGCACAAAGGCGAGGUCAUCAACUUUGCAACCAUGAGCGAGUUCAUCGUGCUGGCCGGCAAGGAUGACAAGUCGGACAGCCUGUAUCCCCUCGCCAGCCUUGACGGCAAGACAUACCCCAGAGCCCACUAUCCGCACAACUUCCGGGAGGGCCAUCAGAACGAGUACACGCUGCUCGACAGUUCAACGCAUGCCAUCAACCUGUUUGUCCGAACCGAAGGUGGGCCGGACCGUCAGUACGGGUCCAUCAUCAAGAGCAACUCGGACGGCACCAGCUACGUCCUCAGCGCCGCCAAUGUCAACUGCAAUGAGGAUACGUAUGUCGACUUUGAGAAGAUAUCGGGCCUCGAGGGCGUCACGUUGAUCAACGUUGUCACCAACACGGAUAAAAAGGAGAAGACGAAGACGCUCCAGACCAAGAUUUCGCACAACGAUGGCUCGGAAUGGGGCUACCUGGCGCCGCCAGGCAAGGAUGCGGAUGGGAAGUCAUACUCGUGCAGCAGCUCCAAGGGAGACAGUUCCUGUGCGUUGCAUCUCCACCACUACACGGAGCGAGAGGACAAGCGCCGGACGUUUUCGGCGGCCACGGCCAUUGGGCUCUUGUUCGGCAUUGGUAAUGUGGGCUCGAGCCUGAGCGACAUCAAGGAUGCGGACACCUUCAUGUCGAGGGAUGGGGGCGUCUCGUGGACGAGCGUCAAGAAGGGCCACUGGACAUGGCGAUAUGGCGACCAAGGCUCCAUCAUUGUCCUGGCUCAAAGGGCAACCCAUGCCAGUCCUGCCAAAACCAAGAUUGUGUCGUACUCGCUCGACGAAGGCAAGACAUGGAAGGAUUACGCGUUUACAGACGAAGAGGUGACGAUCCUGGACAUCUCGACUCUGGACUCGGGCACCUCGCGCAACUUCCUCGUGUGGUGCAAGUCGGGCAGUGGAAAGACUUUCUCGGUGAACCUCGAUUUCACGGGUCUAGCCAACAAGGCGUGCGAGUUCAAGAAGGACUCGGAGGCCGGCUCGGACUACUAUCUCUGGUCGCCUAAGCACCCGCUCCAGGACGACGACUGUCUCUUCGGACAUGUGGCGAGAUACCUGCGCAAGAAGGCGGAUCGCAAGUGCUACAAUGAGCAGAGCAUCCAGCGGCUGUACGACCACAAAGACUGCCAAUGCAGCCGCCGAGACUACGAAUGUGCGUACAACUAUGAACUUGACAACCACGGGCAGUGCAAGCUGGUGAGAGGUCUGGAGCCCAUGUCAGGCAAGGAGUGGUGCACCAAGCACCCCAACGAAACGUCAUGGUUCGAGCCGACGGGCUACCGCAGGGUGCCAUUGUCGACGUGCCAGGGCGGCAACGAGCUCGACAAGACGUCGACGGAGCACCCCUGCGAGGGCUACGAGGAUGAGUUUGAGAAGAAGCACCGCACGUCUGGGGUGGCCAUCUUCUUUGCCGUGGUGGUGCCGUUUGCCCUGGCCGGGGCCGUGGGCUGGUGGGUGUACCGUAACUGGGAUGGCAAGUUUGGACAGAUACGGCUCGGCGACCAGUCUUCGACGUUUGACAGCGACCGACCGUGGGUCAAGUAUCCCGUCAUCGCCGUGUCGGCGGUGGCGGCGGUGGCGGCGGCGCUGCCGCUGAUUGCGGCGAGCCUCUGGCGAUCGGCAGCCGGAUCGUAUAACAGAGUAAGAGGAGGAGGAGGAGGAGGAGGGCGUGACACAAGCUGGUUCUCGAGCGGCCCACGGAGGUUCACGACCCGGGACAGCUUCGCGCGGGGGCGCGGCGACUACGCGGUCGUCGAUGACGUCGAGGGCGAGCUGUUGGGCGAUGAGAGCGACGAGGAGAUAUGAUGACGAUAUUGUUUUUACAGGCGCAGCAUGUCAGGAACAGGAAAAAAUAGGCCCGUUGGAUGCCGGCAUUGGUAGCUUCUGAAUGUUGUUGGUCCUUGAGGGAGGAGUGGAUUAGCAAACUGCCGGCCCAGCGCGCGACCUCAUGCGGAUCGGAUCACUCACUGUUGAGCGAUGACAUAAGAGUCUAUUAAGCUGUCAUGGAAACCACGGUGCGUGAGACGGCGGUGGCGAUGAUGGCCUUUAGUCGGGCGCAGUCUGUCGGAGGAGCGACGGAGCAAGGGCCAUGUCUCGGUCAAAGUAUUGAAACAGGCCUAUCCAUCCAUCAGUCAGUCUUGCUCUCCGAGGGCCCAGAUUUACGUGUAAGAAACGUAACAUACGCCGCUCGCAACGCCCGACUAAAGUAACCCGAGUGUAUGCCUUGGUAAUGAAUGAGUCUUUUCGGAUGGAUGUUGGCUGAAUCGACAAGGGUACGAAUGGGCAAUAUGUCUAUAUA
This is a messenger RNA of Purpureocillium takamizusanense, 5309 nucleotides long. RefSeq names its product vacuolar protein sorting/targeting protein PEP1 (gene VPS10). The transcript has 2 exons. Lineage: Eukaryota; Fungi; Ascomycota; Sordariomycetes; Hypocreales; Ophiocordycipitaceae. Gene Ontology annotation, molecular function: protein binding. Gene Ontology annotation, biological process: protein targeting to vacuole; Golgi to endosome transport; Golgi to vacuole transport. Gene Ontology annotation, cellular component: Golgi apparatus; membrane. The record is from RefSeq and is a predicted model, not a curated record. The coding region runs from base 242 to 4816 and encodes 1524 amino acids.